AAACUUACUUCAUUGUUAGCGAAAAUAACGAAAGCCAAGUAGACAAAGGUGAACAAGAUUUUAAUAAUAUCCGAACAAGAUAAUGACGUCAUUUAAUAAUUUAAAACACUAUAAUAUAAAAAUGGUAUCCGUAUGGAAUUCUUGAUGAACUUUUGUGUUUACAAUGUAUAAAUAUCUUUGUUUACUAUCAUGUUUAGUUACCCUUAAAUAUAUCAGUUGUAAUCAAAUUGAGAAACAUAAUGCAAAUGAAACAUGGGAAAUAUUGAUUUUUGUACAACGUUGGCUGCAAACAGCUUGUGUUGUAUGGAAGCAAACAAAUAUAAAUCACACUUGUGCAUUUCCUUCUGAAGAAAACUCCUGGAAUGUUCACGGAAUAUGGCCUAACAAAAUUGGAAAAAAGGAAGGCCCUAACUUUUGCAAUAAAUCUAUUAGUUUUGAUGAAAAUGAAUUGCAACCUAUUAAAAAUGACCUUGAGCAGUAUUGGAUGAAUAUUGAAAAUAAUACAGGAAAUGAUUCAUUGUGGAAGCACGAAUGGUUGAAACAUGGAUCGUGCUGUUCCUUAUUACCAUCUCUCAAUAAAGAAUUGACAUAUUUUGGUCAAGGUUUAAAAUGGCUGGAAGAGUUUAAUAUGACAGAUAUUUUGGCAAGCAAAAAUAUAGUUCCUAAUAAUGUUAAUGGUUACAAUGUGACAACCAUUCAUCAAGCUAUUGUUGAUACACUUGAUAAAGGUCCAAUGAUCCAGUGUGAUACUGAGAAAUCAACAAAACACUCUUUACUAAUUGAAAUUAGAAUUUGCUUUAACAAAACAUUGCAUCUUGUAGACUGCAGUAUUUUAAAAAAUGGAACUGGUCAAGGGCUGCUAACCAACUGUGAUUUAAAGAAAGAGGUGUUUUACUUAGAUGGAAAAAGUGCCACUCUUACUGCUAUUAAUAAGAAGAAAGAACAAGAACUACAAUACUCGAAACUUUUGAGUAUUUAUAAAGUUCUACAGUUUCUUAUUUGGAUCACACUGUAAACAGACAGAACGAACCCUUAGAAUGGAUAAAAUUACUAGACAAUUUAAAAUCAUACAUCUAGGUAAUUAUAAGAUGCAAUUUAAUCACCAUAACACGAGCUAUUGUAAUUGUAUGAAAUUGCUACGUAUAUUAUAUAUUUGCAUAAAAGAACUCUUUUAUUAAUUGUAAAAACAGUAAUUGACUACUUUUAAUUAUCUUGAUAUUGUAAUAUUUUCUAUUAUCAAAUAAGAUGAUUUGAUUGUAUUAUGUACACUGCUUACUAAAAACAACCUUAGAGAAAUACUUUAUUAUUCCUCAUUAGUUUAAAAUGUUAAAAAUAUUCUUUUGCAGCAAAACACCACUUAAGGAUUAAACUACGUUAUAUUUAUUUGCGUUUGGAAUUUAAAUUAAGUCAAACUUGAUACUAAUGAAAAAUUAUAAAAAAAUUAAAUAAAGGGGAAUGAAAUAAA
Messenger RNA from Agrilus planipennis (emerald ash borer), 1465 nucleotides. Its product is annotated as ribonuclease Oy. Gene Ontology annotation, biological process: RNA catabolic process. The transcript has 2 exons. Lineage: Eukaryota; Metazoa; Arthropoda; Insecta; Coleoptera; Buprestidae. The coding region runs from base 164 to 1015 and encodes 283 amino acids. Gene Ontology annotation, molecular function: RNA binding; ribonuclease T2 activity. Gene Ontology annotation, cellular component: extracellular region. The record is from RefSeq and is a predicted model, not a curated record.